AGCAUUCCUCUGGUCCAGAAUGAGAAUUAAACACCACAGCCGGCAUUUAUGACUCCACUCUUCUUCACCACAGCUGUUGCUCAUGACAGAGCCUCAUAUCAUGGGCCUCGCAGAUGGCAGGUAUCGACUGUUGCACCUGAUGUCAUGUCUCGUGUGUUGAUAUUCCCUUGACAACCGCGGAUCGGAUACCAAUAACAGGGCCAUCAUGCCCAUCACCAUGCUGUGGGCGGUGGACGUGUACGGCCGGGUGUACAGCCUCUCCACGGCCGGCCAGCGAUGGGAACGGGCCGACGACACGCUGCUGGAGCUGAAGCGUGUGACGGCGGGGAAGGGCCGCUGCUGGGGCAUCGGCUGCGACCACCAUGUUUACCUCAACAUGAUGCCCAGCGAGACCUCCAUCCGCUACCGGGAGGAGACCUACGAGAACCAGAGGUGGAACCCAGUGGACAGCUUCACCGACACCCUGCUGCCCACCGACCGCUGGCCGUGGAGCGACGUGACCGGCAUGAACCCUCAACCGCUCCACAGCUUCCAGCUGCCCACACGCAGCUGGGAGUGGGAGGGAGACUGGUACGUGGACCAGAGCUGUGGAGGAGAACCCAGCCAGACCGGGGGUUGGGAGUAUGCGGUGGAUUUCCCGGCUAACUUCUCUCCAGAUAAGAAGUGGAACUCUUGUGUCCGUCGCCGGCGGUGGAUCCGCUACAGGAGAUACACGGCUCAAGGCUCCUGGUCCAAGAUCCCCCUGGACAACCCCAGGAAGCCCCCGCUGCCCCUCUGUGACAUCAGCUGUGGUGGUUGGGAGAUGAGUGACCAGUCGGGGAGGUACCCGUACCUCUGGGGCGUGUCCCAGCAGGGAGAGGUGUGGUUCAGGGAGGGCAUCACCCCUCGGGUCCCUGAAGGCUCCAGCUGGGAGGAAGUGGAAGUGCCCAAGGAGGUGGCUCAGCUGUCAGCGGGCCCCGGGGACCUGCUGUGGGCUCUACUGUGGGACGGGAACCUGAUGGUCCGGACUGGCCUCAGCCUGGACAGCCCCACUGGCUCCUCGUGGGUGGAGGUGGAGUCACCAGGGACGGAGGUUGAAGCGCUUCAUGUGGCUGUUGGAGUCAGCGUGGUCUGGGUGGUCACUAAAGACUACAAGGUGUGGUUCAGACGAGGCGUGAACUCCCACAACCCGUGCGGCUCCGGCUGGAUCAGCAUCGGAGGAGAGAUGAUGAUGGUGGACGUGGGACUCAACGACCAGGUGUGGGCGGUAGGAGAGGAUCGCGGCUUGUAUUUCAGAAUCGGUGUGACGCUUUCUGAACCGAGCGGGAACGGCUGGAUUCCUGUUUCUGCCCAGUGGGGAAACAGUAAAGAGGUCGUUCCUCCCAGGAAGGAGUGUGAGUUCAGAGGUCAGGUGACUGAAGCCUCUCAAGGUUCAGUUCUGAGCUGCACCGACUCUGACUCUGAGUUAGGACCUGCUGAGCCUCAGACCAGCACCGAGGAGACCCGGGUCCUGGAGGCAGCGGCUCCCUCCGUGGUCCCUUUAGGAGGAGCCGACACUCCUUCACCUCCUCCCAGAACAGAGGAGGCUCCCCCGGCCCCCCAGCAGGAGAACCCCAAACCUUUCAUCCCCGCCAGCGACAGCUUCAUCAACAGCCUGGUGUCGGACCGGGACAAGACCCCCACCCCCCAACCCUCCAUCUCUGAGGCGCCGCAGGAGGAGGUGGAGGAGGCGUCGCCCGCUCCGGUGCUCCUCACCCCCGAGACGGCGGGACACGACGUCCCCUGGAUGAACGUGGACCUGGAGGGAGCGGAGGCAGCUCGGUGUGCGCAGGCAGCGGGGUCCUCGGGGGCCGACGGCGGCGCUGCUGCCACCUACGCCCUCGGGACUCUGGAGACCUCUCAGGGUGCUGAGGAGGCAGAAGGACCGGUCUGGACCUGGAUAUCUGGAGGAGGCUGUGACGUGGACGCCACUUCACACAUCAGCUGGCUCAGUCCCACAGGUCCUCUCACCAGCUCGUUGUCUCUGACUCCGGUCCAAUCAGCAGCCUGGAGCGACCAGCAGCAGCAGCAGGAGCACAGAGAGGAGAUCAGCAGGAAACCUCUGGAGAGGAGUCAUUCGGUGUGGGUGCGUAAAGGAUCUCUGCGCUGGUGGAGGGACUGGAAGCCUCAGCGCUGGCUGGACGUGUCUGUAGCUCUGGAGCAGUCCACCAAGUCUGACGGCAGGAAGGACAGCAUCUUCUUCGUCUACUACACUCAGUACGAUGAGAAGAAGUACCUCCACGUGUUGAUAAAUGAAGUGACGGCGCUGGUUCCCGUGCUCAGGGACUGCCACUACGCCUUUGCUGUGUACACCGGCCAGAGGACCAAACAGAGGUGGCCUCUGGUCCUGGCAGCGCAGACUGAGAAGGACAUGAAUGACUGGUUGUGCCUGUUGUCUGACUGUUGCUGUGAGUGUCGAGGGAUCACAGGUCCCCCAUCCAGACACGCUCUGUGGUCCACCACCUCGAAGGGGGACAUCAUGGUCCACGAGCCGUCCUUCUCCCUGGAGACGCCUGCUAACAGCCCGUCCUGUGACCUCAUGUUUUGGCGGCAGGUCCCGGGUCACCUGCGCUGUGUAGAGUCUAACAGUCUGGGGCUGGUGUGGGGCAUCGGGUGGGACGGCACCGCCUGGGUCUACAGCGGGCGCUGUGGCCAACAGCCCACUCCGGGAGCAGCAGCUGAGAUGCAUCAGCAGACUGACGCCAGGAGCGUUCACGUCUACGAAAAUCAAAGAUGGAACCCGAUGACGGGAUACACAGACAAAGGACUUCCUACAGACCGCCCCAUGUGGAGCGAUGAGAGCGGGCUGAAGGAGUGCACCAAAGGAAACACACACCCUCCCUCCCCUCAGUGGUCCUGGGUGUCAGAGUGGGCUGUGGACUACAACGUCCCCGGAGGGACAGACAAAGAAGGCUGGCAGUACGCUGCAGACUUCCCUGUGACGUUUCACGGCCACAAAACGAUGAAAGACUUUGUCCGGCGCCGACGGUGGACGAGGAAGUGUAAGCUCACGGUGAGAGGUCCGUGGCAGCAGGUCCCGCCCAUCCGGCUGAGUGACAUCUCUCUGAUGCCCUGCCUGUCCCAGAGCAGCAUGGAGCAGGUCCCCGUCUGGGCCCUCAGUGACAAGGGGGACGUGCUGUGUCGUCUGGGGGUCACCACCCAGAACCCCGAGGGCAGCUCCUGGCUCCACGUAGGAACAGACCAGCCCUUCAAGUCCAUCUCCAUCGGUGGAGCCAACCAGGUGUGGGCCAUCGCUAAGGACGGAGCCGUGUUCUACAGAGGCUCCGUGUCCCAACAGAACCCAGCAGGAGAAUGCUGGUACCACAUCCCGUCUCCCCCCAGACAGACUCUCAGACAGCUGUCUGUCGGGAGGACCUCUGUCUUUGCUGUGGACGAAAACAGUAACCUGUGGUACAGACAGGGCCUGACGCCCAGCUACCCUCAGGGCUCCGCCUGGGAGCUCAACUCUAACAACGUCACCAAGGUUUCUGUGGGACCUCUGGACCAGGUGUGGAUCGUAGCAGAUGGAGUUCCAGGUUUCCCUGCUGAGACUCCUGGAGUCGUCUGCCACAGGCUCGGGGUGGGCCCCAUGCAGCCCAAGGGCCAGUCCUGGGACUAUGGUCUCGGGGGAGGAUGGGAACACAUCAGUGUGCGGGGGAACUCUGCAGAGGCUCCUCGCGCUCCUCAUCCUCUCCCUGUGGGACCUCCACGCAGCCCACAGCCCCCAUUACCUCCGACACAGGUGAACGGGAACGCUCUGGGCGUGUAGCAUCACACCUCCUCCUCCUCCUCCUCCUCCUCUUCCUCCUUCUCUGCUGCCCUGUUUGUGCCUGGAUCCACAUUCGUCUCCUCAGACCAUCCCCACAGGCCCUUAUUAUAUCCCUUCAUGUAAAGGGAAUGCACAAUCACACCACUGAGUUUCUGCUGUACAUUCUGGCUGGAUCUGACUCUUGAUCGAUGGAUGAAUGUUACCAGUGUUCAGUGAUGACGGAACAGAAAAAGGGAGCACAAGAAGAGCGUUUCACGGAUAAAAAUGUCAAAGCGAGUGCAUGCGUUGGCUACUGGGUGUUUCGGGAUUUAGCAAUAGCUUUUAUUCUUCUAUACAAUAUCCUGUGAAAACCUAAGAGGGAGGGCCUUUCUUUGAUAAAGGGCUAAGGCUCGGGAACUCGACUUCAAGAACACAAUCCCACUGUAGCCUAAACUGUGUUGGUUUCUAGAAUCUUGUUUUGUUUUUGGUUGUUUUUGCCUGUCAUACAUUCGCAUGUGAUUUUCAAUUAUUUAUUUAUUUA
Molecule: messenger RNA, 4307 nt
Organism: Centropristis striata (black sea bass)
Lineage: Eukaryota; Metazoa; Chordata; Actinopteri; Perciformes; Serranidae
Gene: tecpr1b
Product: tectonin beta-propeller repeat containing 1b
Exons: 26
Coding region: 206-3787 (1193 amino acids)
Cellular component (GO): membrane
Source: RefSeq, a predicted model, not a curated record